Phragmites australis (common reed) is the source of this 1145-nucleotide messenger RNA. Its product is annotated as glutathione S-transferase T1. The transcript is spliced from 7 exons. Lineage: Eukaryota; Viridiplantae; Streptophyta; Magnoliopsida; Poales; Poaceae. The record is from RefSeq and is a predicted model, not a curated record. Bases 130 to 876 code for a protein of 248 amino acids.
UUCCGCUGCUCUCUCUCUCCCCGUGCGAGGUGAGUUUCUCCUCCCCUGAGUACCUCGACUUGACGACUUUGUACUGGCAAGAAACCGCAAGAGUUGUAGAAGCUUCCAGAAGCCUCCCGAAGCUUCGCUAUGCAGCCCAUCAAGGUGUACGCCGACCGGCGGUCGCAGCCCUCCCGUGCCGUCAUCAUCUUCUGCAGGGUGAACCAGAUCGAUUUCGAGGAGGUCACGGUGGAUCUGUUCAAGGCUCAGCACUUCACCCCUGAAUUCAAAAAAAUAAACCCUAUGGGACAAGUGCCUACAAUUGUUGAUGGAAGAUUCAAACUGUUUGAAAGUCAUGCCAUUUUGAGGUAUCUUGCAUCGGUGUUCCCGGGAGUUGCAGAUCACUGGUAUCCUGCCGAUUUGUUUACCAGAGCCAAAAUUGAGUCAGUCUUGGAUUGGCAUCACUCAAAUUUGCGUCGUGGUGCAGCAACCCUUGUACAGCACACUGCAUUGGCCCCUUUUUUUGGUCUCACACCAAGUCCUGAGGCUGCAAAACAAGCAGAGAAACUGCUGAUGCGGUCACUGAGAAGGAUCGAAACUGUAUGGCUGAAAGGUGACGCAAAGUUCUUACUAGGUUGCCCGCAGCCAUCAAUUGCAGAUCUGAGCCUUGUUUGUGAGAUAAUGCAAUUGGAGAUCCUUGGUGAUGAUAUACGUGACAGAUUUCUGGGAGCUCAUGAGAAGAUCCUCAUUUGGAUAGAUAAUGUGAAGAAAGCCACAAGUCCUCAUUUUGAAGAAGCCCAUGAGCUCCUUUUUCAAGUGAAGGCACGCAUGCAAAGCAAGGCUGCUGCUGCUGCACCAAACCAGGGUUCUGAGCCCAAAAUCACAUCGAAGCUCUGACCGAUUGCACUAAAAGAAGAGUCAAGGGUUCUGAUUGUUCUUGUUCUAUCCUCGAAAGGGGAAGAUACUUAGUAAGAAUAUAUAUUUACUAGUUAUUUGCUCGUGUGUUGCAAAAAGAGAAAUAAUGAAGAAAGAAAGCACAAGACAAAAAUUGUUGUGUGAACAUGUCAAACUUAAUUAGAAGAUCACCCUUCUAAGAUGAUAUAUCAUUGUUCACAUUUCAUAUAUGAAAUUUCGAAAGAUAAAUGAGUACAACAUAUUAGUUAUUU